AUGGGCGGCGAGAGUGGAAUGGUAGGUGUGAGUGAGGUGGGUGGAGAGAAUGAGAUGGCUGGUUGGGGUGAGGUGGGUGGUGAUAGUGGAAUGGUUGGUGAAAGUGAGGUGGGUAGUGAGAAUGAAAUGGUAGGUGUGAUUGAGAUGGGUGGUGAUAGUGGAAUGGUUGGUGAAAGUGAGGUGGGUAGUGAGAAUGAGAUGGUAGGUGUGAGUGAGAUGGGUGGUUAUAGUGGAAUGGUUGGUGAAAAUGAGGUGGGUAGUGAGAAUGAAAUGGUAGGUGUGAGUGAGGUGAGUGGUGAUAGUGGAAUGGUUGGUGAAAGUGAGGUGGGUGGUGAGAAUGAAAUAGUAUAUGUCAGUGAGAUGGGUGGUUAUAGUGGAAUGGUAAGUGAAAGUGAGGUGGGUGGUGAGAAUACGAUGGUAGGUGUGAGUGAG
This is a messenger RNA of Saccoglossus kowalevskii, 432 nucleotides long. Its product is annotated as probable GPI-anchored adhesin-like protein PGA55-like. Lineage: Eukaryota; Metazoa; Hemichordata; Enteropneusta; Harrimaniidae. The record is from RefSeq and is a predicted model, not a curated record.